Doryrhamphus excisus (bluestripe pipefish) is the source of this 2469-nucleotide messenger RNA. It is a transcript of the gene mcmbp, whose product is annotated as minichromosome maintenance complex binding protein. NCBI's taxonomy places the organism in Eukaryota, Metazoa, Chordata, Actinopteri, Syngnathiformes, Syngnathidae. The record is from RefSeq and is a predicted model, not a curated record. Gene Ontology annotation, biological process: DNA-templated DNA replication. Gene Ontology annotation, molecular function: chromatin binding.
AAGUAAAACAAGCGCACGCCCGGUGACGCUGGUUUCCCGCCCUGGCUUCUUCUGCCAUUCCGUCACAAGUAAGAAGUAACUAUUGUUGUCACACAUUUGACAUACCUCCGUCGUUCUCGGCCAGAUGAUGCCUUCCCCAAAUGACUGGAUGAACAACCCCCUGGGCGUCGUUGAAGAGAUGUUCGCUGCAUCUCAAAACAACCCAAAUUCUGGAUGGGAAGCAAAAUUGGUGGAAUUCUUCAAAGAUCGUCUAAAAGAGAAGGAUGCUCAAUCAUGGGUCCCAUCCAUGAACAACAUCCCGUUGCACUACCUGAAGCCCAACAGCCUGGUGAAGUUUCGCUGUUUCAUUCAGGACAUGUUUGACCCGGAGUUCUACAUGGGAGUGUACGAGACGCUUGAUCCAUCAUCGCAAGCAAAAGUGUUGAGGUGUGGGAAGUACAAAGAUGUGGCGGAAUGUGGGGUGGAUUUUCAGUCCAAAAAUAUUGUGACGGCUGAAAGACAGACUUUCUAUUGUGUACCCGUUCCUGGUGAGAACUCCUGGGUGAAGGACAGAUAUGGUGGCUCGGCUCAAGCAAGAGUGCAACCGUCCACUUCCUAUGUGCCGAGCAGACAGAAGCGCAGCUAUGAAGAUGAUGAUGACGACAUGGACGGUGGGGACACUCAGCCACAGAAACAGAGGGAACCUCAUCCAGGUCUCCAGAUUCCCCCGGAAGACCACGGCACCGGGGAGGCUGGGCGGCAGGAGGCUGAAGCUUCUCCCGGCCAGACGGCAUCUGCCACGUAUCUGGACCUCAACUUCCCUCUACCAGGCGAGAAAGGCCCUUCAUGCUUAGUCAAGGUUUACGAGGACUGGGAUCGUUUCAAACUGAAUGAGACCAUAGAGGUCUACGGAAUCCUCUCAGUGAGUCCUGCCCUUAGCGCUCUGGCAGAAGACAGGGACACAUCCUCAUCCCUGAUAGACCCAUCGGAGUCCAUGGAAACGCUAGAGGAGCAGAGGGUCCACAGCCCACCUGCCUCACUCGUUCCUCGCCUCCACAUGCUCUACGCCAAGCCACUAGCGCACAACAACCCGCUACUCCCCUGUGACACGCUGCAGGACGACAGUGCCUUUUUAUCUUCAAGCCUGAGUGAGAUGGCAUCCAUCAAAGCAGACUUCCUGUCCUAUUUAACACACGUCCUGCUGGGAGAUUCCCUGGCUGCCGAGUACCUCAUCCUGCAUCUCAUUUCCACCGUCUAUGCCAGGCGGGAUGUGUUACCACUGGGCAAGUUCACCCUCAACCUGAGUGGGUGUCCCACUGUCCCCUCGUACAGCCAACGUCUCUACCACGCCAUCCAGCAGCUUGUUCCCUCCUCCUUCUAUUUGGGCAUGAGCCUUGCCAACAUGAACCACAUGAGUCUGGUGCCCAAGAAGGACUACGUGGCCAACCGGCUGGUGAGUGGAGCCCUGCAGCUGGCCACAAACACGUCUCUCUUCCUGGAUGAAACCCAGCUGGAGCAGGGACAGCUGGACACCACAGGUGUUCGCAAUGUCACAGCUUUGGGGAAUGUGAUCUCCUGGCAGAAGGUGGACUACGACUUUAACUACCACCAGAUGGAAUUCCCCUGCAAUAUUAACGUGCUCGUCGCAUCAGAGGGCCGCUCGCUGCUGCCGUCAGACUGUCAGGUACACCUGCAGCCUCAAGUGGCCCCGGCCCACAUGGACGAGCACCUCAGCAGCAUCUCCGUGUACGCGGAGACCUCCUCCCAGCUCAACAAGUUCCGACUGUACCUGAGUGUGGCCCGGCUGAUGGACUACAGUAUCUCUGAUGGAGUGACCAAGUCAGUUGAGGAUGACUUUGUGGACAUGAGGAAAGACGAUCCCCAGAGCAUCACGGCGGAGGACCUGCACCGAAUGCUAGUCGUGGCAAGGUUGCUGUCGCUGAGCUUGGGACGGACCUCUCUGUCCAGGGACAUCUGGCUGAAGGCCAAACACAUGGAGAUGCAGCGGAGUUGCAGGAUGGAGCAGCAAAAGAGCGUCAAUGGAAAUGAGCCGUAACUGCUGAGCAACAAAUGACUUGUUUUAGAUGCUUGGCAUAUCUUUGUAAUAAAAAUGCUUUGUCAUCGUGCCUUCUGUUGCCACAUUAGCAGCAGUCGGGACACGGCACUGGACCGUACUCCAUCUACAGUGGGAUCGCUUUCUACACGUGGACAUUAAGUUGGAUUACAAAAGAAUGGUUUGCUCCAUCUGGAGUAAUGCAUGAAUGAAUGUACCACGUUUCAAUGAUUGUAGCAAGACCCAGAUGACCCAUCAAUGUCUUCCACUAGUGGCCCUUCCGGUUUGGCCCCUGGCCUCCUCCACCUUCUCAUGGCCGUGAUCCAGGCUGGGGGUUCUGGGUUGCAAGGCACAGUAUCAGUUUUUCAAUAUUUGUUCUAUUUUUACUUUCCCUCAUGAGUAAUUGAUGUAAAUGUAAUUAAACCUCAUGCGACACA